Molecule: messenger RNA, 1467 nt
Organism: Diaporthe amygdali
Lineage: Eukaryota; Fungi; Ascomycota; Sordariomycetes; Diaporthales; Diaporthaceae
Exons: 3
Coding region: 1-1467 (488 amino acids)
Molecular function (GO): NADP binding; N,N-dimethylaniline monooxygenase activity; flavin adenine dinucleotide binding
Source: RefSeq, a predicted model, not a curated record
AUGCCCGUGAAGCGCGUCGCAGUCAUCGGCGCCGGCCCCGCGGGCGCCAUUGCCGUCGACGCCCUGGCACAGGAGAAGGCUUUCGACGUGAUAAGGGUGUUUGAGCGGCGCGAAGGCCCAGGCGGCUGCUGGAUAGGGGACACCACGGCCCCGCCGCACCUGACGAACCUCGCAGCACUGGCGAGCCGCACAGGUGACCCGCCGGUGCCCAUACCGCAGACACUGCCGGCGCGGACGCCCAGGCCGGCCCAGCCGCGGUUCGCCGAGUCGUCCAUCUACCCGUACCUCGAGACCAACGUCGACGACGUGGCCAUGAGCUUCACGGGCGGCGGCGCCGAGUCCAUCCCGGGUGAGCGCAGCGAGUGGUCCGUCAGCCGGCACGGCGCCGACACGCCGUUCCGGCACUGGCGGGUCCUGCGGCGGUAUAUCGCCGGCCUGUGGGAGCGGAACGGCUACGCGGGCCUGGUCAGCUACCGCACCGCGGUUGAGAGGGCGGUGAAGGUUGGUGGGGAGUGGGAGGUUACGCUGCGGCGGGAGGGCGAGGGGAACGAGGAUGAGUGGUGGGUUGAGAGGUUCGAUGCCGUAGUCGUGGCAUCGGGGCACUUCAAUGUCCCAUGGAUCCCUGCUGUCGAAGGGCUGGAGGAGUUUGAGUCGUCCAGACCGGGGAGUGUGCUGCAUAGCAAGAUGUACAGGGGGCGGGAUGGGUUCAAAGGGAAGCGAGUCGUGGUGGUCGGCGCCUCUGUAUCAGGCGCAGACAUCGCAUACGACCUCGCGUCAAGCAAGGUGACGAACGGUGCCGUCCACGCCAUCGUCAUAGGGCACAACUUCAACACCUACUUCGGCGACGAGGCAUUCAACCACCCGCGGAUAAAGAAACAGCCCUCCAUAGCACGCGUCGACGCCCAGACCCGGACGGUCCAUCUCGUAGACGGCACGGCCAUCCCCGACGUCGACCACCUCAUCUUCGGGACCGGGUACAGCUGGAGCCUGCCCUUCCUCCCGCAGGUCCCCACGCGGAACAACCGCGUCCCGGGGCUGUAUCAGCACAUUGUCUGGCAGCAGGACCCUACACUGCUAUUUGUUGGCGCUGUUGGCGCGGGGCUGACGUUCAAGAUCUUCGAGUGGCAGGCUGUAUAUGCGGCGCGGUUGCUAGCGGGGAGGGGAACGCUACCUAGUGUUGAGGAGAUGCAGGCAUGGGAGGCCGCGAGGAUGAAGGAGAAGGGGGAUGGGCCCAAGUUUUUGAUGGUGUAUCCGGACUUUGAGGAGUAUUUUGAGAAGGUGAGAGAGUUAUCUGGGGAGCCGACUAAAGGCUUGGGUAGAAGACUGCCCAAAUACGACAAGACAUGGUUCCAGUUGUUCAUGGAUGGCCAUGAGCUGAGGAAGGCCAUGUGGAAGAGGUUCAAUGAGCAGGCCAGGGCUGAGUUUGAGUCUGGUGGUGAGGACACUGCGGUGGGCAGUCGUCUGUAA